AUGGACACACUCACAUUGUUAGACGCGAAAAACAAGCGUGCACACAUAAGAGCGGCAGCCACAAGGCUAAAAACCUUUAUCGACAAUUUCGAUGUGGACAACGGUUCGCGACAUGAUCUAACUGAGCGCAGGCAAAAAUUGUCAGAUUUAUGGAAUCAAUUUGAGGCAGUUCAGUGUCGUAUAGAAAUGCUCGAGAACGCAGAUCCCUUGAUCACCGACAAAACAGCUCUUCACGAUCAGCAAGUUCUACAGCGGGACAGUUUUGAAAGUCCGUAUUUUCAAUUAAUGUCUCGUUACACCACUCUCAUCGAGCGGAAGGAGAGUAAUUUAUCGCAUUCAAUUUCUUCCAAUGUUAAUGAGCAUGCGGUUAAUUCAAGGGAAACGCGUAUCAAAUUGCCAAAAAUAGAGUUACCAGUGUUCACAGGUGCGUACGAGGACUGGUUUUCAUACAGAGAUGUUUUUGAAAAGUUAAUACAUUUGAAUGAAGGCUUAUCGGAAAUCGAAAAAUUUCACUACCUGAGAUCCUCGUUGAAGGACAAUGCCGCUGAGAUAGUCAAAUCGAUAGAGACCACUGCAGCCAAUUAUCAAGACGCAUGGGAAGCUAUUAAAGAGCGCUUUGACAAUCAAAGAUGGCUCGUUCAAAGGCACAUUCGCGCCUUAUUUGAAAUACCAGCUGCACUCAAAAGGCCAACCGAGUAUUGGGAUGACCUCAUCGUUCAUCUCAUCAUUUCCAAGUUGGAUGUCGCCACAGGCAAAGCGUGGGAAUUAAGUAUCAAGGGAAAAGAUCUUCCAGACUUAAAGAGUUUAAUAGAAUUCUUGACACUCAGAUGUCAGGCUUUGGAAGCAGUACAUAAUAGAUCUUGCAAUAGCUCAACAAGCGGCGUCACGCAAAAACAUAGCAGCGGUUCAAAAUCCACACUCGUUGCUAAUGUAGCCACAUCCAAUCUUUCAUGUUCCGUAUGUAAAGAAAAUCAUUCGAUAUAUCAUUGUAAAGAAUUUUUAAAUUUAUCAGUUGAAAAUAGAAUCAAGGCCGCAAAAAAGGCGCACUUAUGUCUUAACUGCUUGAGAUCAACCACACAUCAAUCUAAAGCAUGUACUUCAAGUAAUUGUCGAAAAUGCAGUAAAAAACAUAACACAUUGUUACACUUGGAUAUUUCGAAUCGUUCUGAUCAAGCAGAAUCAAGCACACAAUUGUCAAGUCAAGAUACCAAACCCCUGCUCCCCGUCGCCACCCAAUGUACGUCAGGUCAGCACUCCUCAAACAUUUUGUUAUCAACCGCAAUUAUUAACGUAUAUGAUUCAAAUAAGCAAAUUCACACUUGUCGAGCAUUGCUUGACAGCGGUUCUCAAAUGAAUUUCAUAGCACAAGAGUUGUCUGAUCAAUUGAAACUCGAGGAGCGACCUCUCAACAUUAUGAUGGCGGGAGUAAUGGAUGGAGUGAUUCAUGCAAACAAAAUAGUCAGCCUUUGCGUCAAAUCGCGUUUCAAUAACUUUUGCGAAGAAAUAGAUUGCGUAGUACUUCCAAAGAUAACACAACACUUACCGCAACGUUUCAUACCCAUGCAAGACGUGUCUGUUCCUAAAUGCAUAAAACUUGCAGAUCCCAAUUUUAACGUGCCGGCUAGCAUUGAUCUUUUAAUAGGAGCAGAAUUAUUUUGGAGGCUCGUUUGCGCCGGUCAGAUUAAGCAAUCAAAAAAUAUGCCCAUAUUUCAAAAGACACAUUUUGGAUGGGUAGUUUCCGGUGUUACACCAAUUGACAUAAUCAAGCCUGUCCCUUCUCUCAGUUUUCACUUAACUUCACUUGAUGAAUUAAGACUCACGUUAAAUCAGUUUUGGGAAGUGGAACAUAACAAUGUUGCCAAACCUUUCUCCCCGGAGGAGAAGGCCUGUGAAGAAUCUUUCUUGCAAAACACAAGACGCAAUGAGGAAGGACGUUUCAUCGUCAAGCUACCAAUAAAACAAGACAAAUUAAAUGAAUUGGGAUUAUCCAAAGACAACGCUCUAAAGCGUUUCAAAUCAUUGGAGAGGCGACUCAUCUCUCAACCCGAGAUGUACGAUCAAUACAGGAAGUUCAUGAAUGAAUACAUACAAUUGAACCACAUGAAGGAGGUGAACGAUAACGCUAUCGUCAGUUCCAGUUCUCCAGUUUUCUAUCUUCCACACCACGCUGUUAAAAAUGAAGCGAGUUCUACCACAAAGUUUCGGGUGGUGUUUGAUGCCUCGUGCAAAUCCACAUCUGGUCUCUCUUUGAACGACACGUUAAUGGUGGGACCUACACUACAGCAAGAUCUCUUUUCAAUUCUGAUUAGAUUCAGAACAUUCAAAGUAGCGAUCACCGCCGAUAUAACAAAAAUGUAUCGGCAGGUGUUGGUCGAUUCAAAUCAAACAGCAUUGCAACGCAUUCUCUGGCGAGAAUCGCCGGACGUACCUAUUAAAACCUUUGAGUUACUCACUGUUACAUAUGGUCUAGCCUCAGCAUCAUACUUGGCCAUCAGAACUCUUAGGAAGUUAGCAGAAGAUAAUGAAAAUCAUCAUCCAAAGGCUUCACAGAUAGCAUUACGGGAUUUUUACGUAGAUGAUCUCGUUACAGGAGCUGACUCACCAGAGGAAGCCCUGCUCAUUAAGAAAGAGAUCACUUUGCUACUUCAAAAGGGAGGAUUCGAAAUCAGGAAGUGGGCAUCAAAUAUUCAAGCCCUUCAGGAUCAGAAUUUUUCCGUCAACCCAAAAGAAUUUGGUUUAUCUCCUGAUAAAACCACUGAGAAAAGAACACUAGGCAUCACAUGGGAUUGCCACACCGAUGAAUUCAAAUGUUCAUCCAUUAAUCACUUACCUCCUCUUGACGUUCCUACCAAGCGACGCGUAUUGUCGCGAAUAGCUCUCAUUUAUGAUCCAUUGGGUCUGGUGGGUCCGGUCACGUUACUUGCCAAGAUCAUCAUGCAAGAACUCUGGCGAUUAAAGCUUGAAUGGGACGAAGCAAUUCCUCUAGACUUAUAUACCAAGUGGAAGCGUUUUGAAGCCGAGUUGCAUGAAUUAGAUAAGCUACGCAUACCUCGGCUUGUCACUGCUACAGAACAACAUAGUCGGCUAGAGCUGCACGGGUUUGCCGAUGCCAGCGAAAAUGCUUAUGGGGCAUGCAUCUAUUUGUGCUCCACUUCAAUUAACGAUGAGCGCUGCACCCGCUUACUCUGCUCUAAAUCCAGAGUGGCGCCAUUAAAAAGUUUAUCACUUCCUCGCCUCGAGUUAUGUGGGGCAGUACUACUAGCCCAACUCAUCAACAAGGUAUCAAAAUGUCAUACCUGUCAAAUUUCCUCCAUUUAUCUAUGGACGGAUUCUACAAUUGUGCUGUCGUGGCUACAAUCAUGCAGUCGUUCGUGGUCAAUCUUCGUAGCACACCGGGUUGGUGAAAUACAAGAAUUAACCUCAAUUCAUCAGUGGAAUCACAUACGAAGCGAAGACAAUCCAGCUGAUGUAUUGUCGCGGGGAGUCAUGCCGGGAUCACUAUCCCAAAUGAAGAUAUGGUGGUCAGGGCCUUCCUGGUUGGAACUUGACAAGGAAAGUUGGCCUCAAGGAGCUCCUCCAGCAAAUGAAACUGACCUUCCCGAACGAAAGGCUAAAACCAUCACCGUAGCGGCAGUUGUCACGUCAGAACCUGACAUAUUCUAUCUAUAUUCCAACUUCACUAAACUCAUUCGAGUAGUGGCAUACAUGUUUCGCUUCACAGAAGGAGCACGCAGAUCGAAGAUUGCAUCCGACCAAUGCCAAGAGGUCGCAUAUCCACAAAAUAAACCUAUUAAAGGUAUAACGUUCGACGAACAACAACGAGUCAUUCAUCAUUUAGUAAAGAUAAUCCAAUUGAAACAUUUUUCAAGAGAAAUGCAGGCACUUGACAACCAUAAGGCCAUUCCCACAAACAGUCCUAUUUUAAAAUUAAAUCCAUUCCUCGACAGUUCCGGCUUUCUACGCGUAGGGGGUCGGUUGAGGAAAUCUUCCCUGCCCUAUACAUCCAAGCAUCCACUGUUGUUACCAGGGAAUCAUCCAUUUUCCUAUUUAAUUGUGGUUCACGAACACGAGAAGCAUUUUCAUGCUGGACCACAAGCCACUUUAGCCGCAGUUCGUCAAUGCUACUGGCUCAUUUCUGCACCUACUUUUACUUUGUUGAAAGAUGAUCCUUUCAAGGCCGGCGGCAUGUUAGCUCCUAAUGCUAAUACACGUUUUGCAUAUUUCGUUUACCAACCAUUCGCGUGGUCUUACCGACCUGCCUCACAACUUGCGCGCGCUUCCGUGGCGCUACUAGGAACUAUUGGGCCUUGCGUGCGGCUCUCGUGUUGGCCGUUGCCUUUUCGUAUCAAGAAGUUAGUUACGUUUUGUACGCCAGAGGAUGGUUAA
Cyphomyrmex costatus is the source of this 4386-nucleotide messenger RNA. RefSeq lists its product as uncharacterized. The record is from RefSeq and is a predicted model, not a curated record. The coding region runs from base 1 to 4386 and encodes 1461 amino acids. NCBI's taxonomy places the organism in Eukaryota, Metazoa, Arthropoda, Insecta, Hymenoptera, Formicidae. The transcript is spliced from 4 exons.